GGGCGCAAGAUGGCGGCGCUGAAGGAGGCUCGGAGCUACGGGCUGGCGUGCGGGCGGCCGGGCGCGGGCCCGCGGGUGUCGCUGCUGCACGUGAAGCUCACCGACAGCGCCCUGCGCGCCUUCGAGAGCUACCGCGCCUGCCAGGGCUCUGGAUCACUGAAACCGUCCAUCCAGUUCCAAGGAAGCCAAGGGCACAUCUGCAUCCCGCAGCCUGACUGCCCAUCUGAGGCACGCACCUUCUCCUUCUACCUCUCCAGUGUGGGCCGCGAUGGCCCGCAGGGCAGCUUCGACUGUGUCCGGCAGUAUGUGUCCAGCCACGGGCAUGAGCAGCUCUCCUGCCUGGGUGGUGUCCAAGACAAGAUCACCGUGUGUGCCACCGACGACUCGUACCAGAAGGCGCGGCAGAGCCUGGCGCAGGCAGAGGAGGAGACCCGCAGUCGCAGCGCCAUUGUCAUCAAGCCGGGGGGCCGCUACAUGGGUAAGCGAGUGCAACUCCGGAAGCCGGCACCUGGAGCAGUGGACCCCGCGCCUUCGCGCAAGCGGGUGGCCCCUGCCAGCCUGGCGGGCACUGUGCGGCGGAGUGGGGCUGGCAUCGUGGCCCAGAAGCCCCUGCGGGACCGUGUGCUGCACCUGCUGGCCCUGAGGCCCUACCGCAAGGCCGAGCUGCUCCUGCGGCUGCAGAGGGACGGGCUGGUGGCGGCCGACAGGGACGCGCUGGACGGCCUCCUGCAGCAGCUGGCCAACGUGGAUGCGCGCGACAGCACCUGCACGCUCAAGGACACCGCCUACAGGGACGUGCAGCGGGACUGGCCCGGCUACUCUGACGGCGACCAGCAGCUGCUGAAACGUGUGCUGGUCAGGAAGCUGUGUCAGCCGCAGGGCCCUAGUGCUGUACGGGCAGAAUUGAGCUCCAGCCCUACUGGGGAGCAUGGCCGCUCCUCCCCACUACAGCCCCCGCCCCCGCCGCCCGACUUCACGGACCCCCUGGCCCCCAAGAAGCCGCGGAUCUCCCACUUCGCCCAGAGAGCCCAGCCCGCCGCCAACGGGCGGGAGGCCCUGCUGCCCACGCCCGGCCCGCUGGGCGCCCUGGACACGCCCCUGCCCCCACGCCUGGAGCCCCCGCGCACCCACGACCCCCUGGCUGAUGUCAGCAACGACCUGGGCCACAGCGGCCGCGACGGGCGGGACGCCAAUCGGGAGCGGAGGGACGCGACGGCGCCUGCCCCCACCGCGCACCCUGGCCUCCCGUUGCCCCCCGACUGUGCCGCCCCCAGCCGCCCCCACGGUCCCCGCAGCAAGGCCAAGAAGAAAUCCAAGAAGCACAAGGACAAGGACAAGGAGCGGGCGGCUGAGGACAGGCCCCAGGCCCAGGCGCCCGAGGCCCCGGGUGGAUCUUGGGGUUCAGCCACCUCUGCCCCCCCAGGGUUCAACGGGACAUGCAGCAGCAGCUCCAGCGUCCCCAUCCCUACGUCCACCUCGGAGACCCCCGACUACCUGCUGAAGUACGCGCCCAUCGUGAGCUCGGAGCAGCGGCAGAGCUACAAGAACGACUUCAACGCCGAGUACAACGAGUACCGCGGCCUGCACGCGCGCAUCGAGCUGGUCACGCGGCGAUUCACGCAGCUGGACGCAGAGCUCCGCCGCCUGGUUCAGGGCUCCGCUGAGUAUGAGACCACCCGCGGCCAGAUCCUCCAGGAAUACCGAAAGAUCAAGAAGACCAACACCAACUACAGCCAGGAGAAGCAGCGCUGCGAGUACCUGCACAGCAAACUGGCCCACAUCAAGCGCCUCAUCGCGGACUACGACCAGCGGCAGCUGCGUGCCUGGCCCUAGCCCCGGCCCGCGGCCCCAGCCCCAGCCUCAGCCUCAGCCUGCUCGGCCGCCCUGCAGGGAGGCUCCACCGAGAAUAAAUGCGAGGAAGACACGUUCAUCUGAGCCCGGGCCAGUG
Messenger RNA from Suncus etruscus (white-toothed pygmy shrew), 1948 nucleotides. It is a transcript of the gene ELL, whose product is annotated as elongation factor for RNA polymerase II. NCBI's taxonomy places the organism in Eukaryota, Metazoa, Chordata, Mammalia, Eulipotyphla, Soricidae. Gene Ontology annotation, cellular component: transcription elongation factor complex. The record is from RefSeq and is a predicted model, not a curated record. The transcript is spliced from 11 exons. The coding region runs from base 10 to 1833 and encodes 607 amino acids. Gene Ontology annotation, biological process: snRNA transcription by RNA polymerase II; positive regulation of transcription elongation by RNA polymerase II; transcription elongation by RNA polymerase II. Gene Ontology annotation, molecular function: cis-regulatory region sequence-specific DNA binding.